This is a messenger RNA of Zasmidium cellare ATCC 36951, 1194 nucleotides long. RefSeq lists its product as uncharacterized. The transcript has a single exon. NCBI's taxonomy places the organism in Eukaryota, Fungi, Ascomycota, Dothideomycetes, Mycosphaerellales, Mycosphaerellaceae. Bases 1 to 1194 code for a protein of 397 amino acids. The record is from RefSeq and is a predicted model, not a curated record.
AUGCCCAUAACAGCCCAAAUAGCUCGGCAUGCCGCAAAUCCGCUGCGCAUGACGAAGGAGCGCUCAGACACCGACCUCUUCUCUGGCUCCUGCGAACAAGAAAGCGAAAAUUGCAAAGAAAUCAUCCAAAGCUCCUUCACCAAGAGCGUCCUCCGCAAACAUCACGUCGUCAGCUCUGCCAAUGGCUUUGUAAACGCGGCCCUGACGGCGUACAGUAGCCAUCAUCACCUUAUCUUGAGACCUGACGAUAUCUGGUUCGCUAUCCUCUCUCAGCUCAGCCUGUUCAUCAACGCCCACGCGGAGGAUGUGCGGCACCUCUUCGUCUCGCACGAAGGGCAAAAGGAAUUGGUCGUGGUUGAUAGAGGUAGCAUUGAUUUCGCUGACUUUGGGAAGGUCGCCGUGAGGAUGACUGAUGAGAUCCAAGCGAAUGUCUUAGAUCCUGCGCUCAAGACUUGGGCGAUGCCGGACUUUAGCACGACGACGGAGAGCGACCGUGUCGUCGCCGCGGUCUUGAUGAUGGGCAGUCUGCAGAAGUACUUUCAAUAUAGGUUUCAGUUCGUGUGUGGCAUUCCUUCUGUGACGCUGUUGGGCGAGAGAGAAGAUUGGGCCAAGUUGGUUGGGAAGAUCGGAAAACUGGCGAGCUUGGGCGAUGAGUGUGCUAAAUUCGCCGAGCUUCUGGAGCCGGUUCUCGUUCACUUCGUGGAGACUUUCGAUCACCCAUCAUCCGAGACUGUCGUGGAUUUCUGGCAGAGAAUCGCCUUCAAAGUCGGAGGAGGCAGUGGCGCACGGUUUCUUUCGGGCUGGAUCACGGCGUUCUGCUUCUGGAACGAAGAUGGUGGAUGCAUGUACGACAGGCCUAUGAGUGAAUACAACCUUAGGCGUGUCGAAGGGACUAGACAUGGUUGUGAGCUUGGAGGCGUCCGAUAUCAUCGAGUCGACACUGCUGAUAUACCGCCUGGAUGGGCAUCCGUGCCGGUUGAGCUAGAUGAUCAUGGGGAGAUCACUCACACCAGAAUGGUUGCGGGCUCGGUAGCGAUAGAAGGUGGCACCAGCUCCGGAGCAAAUCUUGAUGAUGCAGACGAUGGGCCAAAGGAAACCCUCACUCUCGAUUCGGUUCAACCAAUGGCAGGCUGGUGGGUAUAUGAAGUCAAGAGUGAAGAGAAAUCUGACGAUUGCAACGAGGCGAAGAAAUGA